AUGUCGGACUCACAACCUGUCCUGCAACAACGCGCAUCCAUAAAUGGCAGCCACGGUUCCGGUGUCGAAGACGAUGAGAAGGCCUCGGAGAUCGCUGUCGCCGCUCCCACGGGACCUGGCGUGCCUUUCUCCAAGGCGGCCGAACAACGACUACUACGCAAGGUGGGUGAUCCGGUAGCAGCGUGUUGGGAUGCAUAAAUCAUGGUUGACUCAUUCGAACGUUGGACCCUCACUCAGAUCGAUUGGAAGGUUGUGCCUUUCCUCUCGUGAGUCCGACGGCAGCUUGACGCGACAUCGGUCCGCGACAGCGAUGUCCGAAGGAGGAAUCGCCUCGCUUCGCCUCGGAAAUUACGGUCGGCAGGCAUCCCUCCAACACCGCUUCGUCGGUGUGUGGUUGCGCCGGAAUUUGAGCUCGGACAUAAUGCUGAAUUUUGGGAAUGGUGGCGCAGGCUCUUGUAUUUGAUGUCAUUUUUGGAUCGCGUCAACAUGUGAGCCCUCAUCCUGGCCUUCGUUCCUGAUUCAGGAGUCGGCCGAGGGCUGACGAGUCUUCUCUCGAUGCGGUACGAUUCCGCACUAUCAGCGGUCAAGCUCGACGUAAGCCCUUUUCAUUUGAGCUUUCCGUCUCUCGGGUGAAGUGGAAUGACCAUGGACUUACCCUGCCUAUCAUCUCUCGGCUUGAUCACGGGCAGUGAACGGACUCGAAAAGGAUCUUCACCUCAAGGGCAACCAGUUCUCCAUCGCUCUCCUGGUCUUCUUCACUUCCUAGUAAGCACCUCAACAAUCCAGAUCAUUACAGAUGAGAUUUUUGUUUCUGAUCUGGCCACUUAUCCCACAGUGUCUUCUUUGAAACGCCCGCGGUGAUCUUUGUCCGCCGCUUGAGACCCUCCCGAUUCCUCCCCGCAGCGAUGAUGAUCUGGGGUGUCGUCAUGACCCUGAUGGGUCUGGUCACCAAUUUCACCGGUCUCACCAUGGCUCGCUUCUUCCUCGGUUUCGCGGAGGCGCCUUUAUUCCCUGCCGCUUGCUUCUAUCUCACCUCGUGGUACAAGAGGAAGGAGCAGAACAUCCGCAUCAGUUUCUUCUUCUCGGCUGCGACGCUCGCGGGUGCUUUCGGUGGCUUGAUUGCGUGAGUUCUUCACUGCGUCUUCGUUCAUGGGUCUUUCAAAUAGUACGCGUGCUGAUUACAUUUUCUUAUUAGGCAUGGCUUGUCGAUGAUGAACGGUCUGGGUGGUCUGGCCGGGUGGCGAUGGAUCUUCAUUGUGCGUACACUUCAGCUACUGUCCGUGGGUCCCGACCGACGCAAUUUGCUCACCUCAGCAUAACACAUCUCAUUCAGAUUGAGGGCAUCGUGACAUUCCUCGUCGCAUGUGUCGCACCCUUUGUUAUGACGGAUUUCCCCGAAGAGGCCAAUUUCCUGACCCAGGAUGAACAACAAGAGGUACUCCGCCGUCUCAAGGCGGACCGGGGUCCAUCGUUGCAGACCGAAUUCGCUUGGUCGCAAGUCAGAGCCGCGUUCACGGACUGGAAGACGUACUGCUUCACCUUGAUCUACAUUGUGAGUCUGGAUGGAUCUAACUCCUGGCGUUUCUGCAAUCGUCUGAGAAUAGCUCUGAUCCCCUCGAACCUUGCUCUUCAUCAGGGUGUCGCCGAGCCAUUCUACUCUAUCGCGCUCUUCAUCCCGACCAUCGUCGCGGCGCUUGGAACGUUUAGCCUGUCUCAAAGUCAGCUUAUGUCGACUCCACCCUUCUUCUUGGGUUUCGCAACCACCCUCUUCAGUAAGCACUGGCGUGCCUUUCAGAGCCCUCAAGUUGCCCCUGCUGAUCAGUGAUCGAAUCGACUGCGGCUCACACCUGUCCUUAUUCAGGCGCUCUCUACUCUGACCGACUCGGCCAUCGCGGCCUGUUCAACGUGUUUUGGAUUUCUUUGGCCUCGAUCGGAUUCAUCAUCUUGCUCGCGCGUGACCCGAGGACGGACCCCAAGGUCGCGUACUUCGCUCUCUUCCUCUGCGUAGGAGGACUUUGCCCUUGCGUGAGUUCAGCCUGGGUUGUGAGGGGGCCUUCUUAUUCGAGGCGGUGCUACGGCGGCUGACGAAUCGUUUCGACCCUUGAAUAAUUCAGAUCUCCAACUCCAUCUCUUGGAUCGUGAGUCUACACGCACUCUCACCAUUGCUAAAGUUUGCCAAAACUGAUAUCAAGAUGAUGUUUCUUUCGAUCGUAGGGCAACAACUAUCCGAACCGUACCAAACGGUCCGCAGCCAUGGGCCUGUUCUUCAGUGUCGGAAAGUGAGUGCCAGGGGCAGAUUCCAGCGCACGGUACAGCAGGUGCUGACCAUUCCGGUGACUUCCCUCUACAGCGCCGGUGGUAUCGUCUCCUCUCUCGUCUACUUCAAGCAAGAUUCGCCGCGCUUCAUCCGAGGCCACAGCGUCGGACUCGGGUUCGCGCUCAUGACUCUGAUCCUAUCCCUCGGCCUGACGCUCCAUUUGAGGAGCGAGAACCUGGCCAAGGACGCCAAGUACGGUCCCGCUCAGGAUGGCGAUGAGGACUUUGAUCAGUUGUCGGCCGAGGAACAGCAGGCCAGGAUCAAGGCUUGGGGACUCGAGGACAUGCCGCAGGAGGCAUUGAACGAGCUCGCUGAAGAGUGA
Microbotryum saponariae is the source of this 2639-nucleotide messenger RNA. NCBI's taxonomy places the organism in Eukaryota, Fungi, Basidiomycota, Microbotryomycetes, Microbotryales, Microbotryaceae. The record is from the annotation of a GenBank genome assembly.